GACAAGGGAAGGAAGCAUGAACACAUUUUUAGAUACUUUUGUUUACUUAGUUUAUGUAGUCAUGUUUCACCUUUAGAGAUGAUAAUACGAGAGAAAUAUAUAAGAAAUGUGUAAGACAUUACUCAAGCUUACCGGUGUGUUUUUAUUAAGCCUGGUUGGCUUAAUUACAGUGGCCAAAACACUGCAGCCUAGAUCUCUGACUGUUCACGAAUCUCUGAUCUAUGUAUCGACGCUGAGUGGAACCUUCCAUGCAGUGAGCAAGUCAACAGGGAAGAUACUAUGGACUCUAGAUGAAGAACCAGUCCUCAAAGUUCCCACAGCUGUUGGUCGACUGAGUUUUCUCCCAGACCCAAAGGAUGGAAGUUUGUAUGCCCUUAGUGAUGGAAGAGAGGGAAUUAAGAAGUUGCCCUUUACAAUCCCCCAGCUUGUAACUGCUUCCCCCUGUAAGAGCAAUGAGGGGAUGUUGUACACAGGGCAUAAAAAGGACACGUGGAUAGCUAUAGAUGUCACAACUGGAGUUAAAAUGCAGACUCUGUCCAGUGAUGGAACUCAGAAAAUGUGUCCAUCCAGUGCCGAGAAGGUCAUCUACAUUGGUCGCACAGAAUACACCAUUAACAUGUUUGACAGCAAAACAGGCAAUAAAAGGUGGAAUGCUACGUUUAUGGAUUACUCAUCUCAUGUGGGGGAAGUGAAAGAGUAUGACUUGCGACAUUUUACGGCCAGUUCUACUGGAAUGGCUGUCACCCUGGACAAUAAAUCAGGGGAGGUGUUAUGGUACACUGACUUUCAGUCUCCGGUGGUAGCAAUGUACACGAUGGACCAUGAAGGACUACAAAAGGUACCCUUCACAAGCUUUGCCCCCGAGACUUUGGAUCAUCUGACCGGACAGCUGUCAUCAGAACACUGGAGAAAUAAGUUCCUCUUACAUGGACAGCAGAAGGUUUUCUAUCCUACUCUAUAUGUGGGAGAGUAUGAACAUGGCUAUUUUGCCACAAAUUCUCUGGUGGAUGAAAAAACAGUAACUGUGGCUCCAAAGAAUCAGGGUCCUUUAUUGCUGGAGGGACCAGGUGUGUCAGACCUACCCAGAGGGAAAAAUGACAAAACAGAUAUUCCAGAGCCAGGUACACACAGAGAUGCCAUCACAGCUCACACAGUCAGAAGACCAGAAAUAAUGAUACUAGGUUAUCAUGAAGUACCAGAUAAAGCUAAGUCCAGAUUUUCUCCUGCUUUCCAAAUUGAGGACAGGUCGAAUGUGAUCCCCCCAGUCUCCAGCGAGGAGGAGAUUCUUGCUAAUGCCACUACCUCCAGAACAGAAGACAAUGUGCUCUUAAAAUACCUGAGUGCAGAUGUCAGGUUUAGCAUCACAGUAGCGCUGUCCCUCAUUACAAUACUGGCUGUUGUGUAUUAUUUUCCAAAGAGAACUGAGCAGUCUAUAAAGAUAAUGCUGCAGAAACAGAUAGAAGAACAACGGGAGAGGGAUAAAAAACAGAUAUCAGCUCAGACCUCCCUUCAGGGGUCACAGUCAUCAUCUGACCUGUAUGAAGCUGUCCCUGAAGGCCAUUAUCAAGUUGGAAAGAUCUUCUAUAAUCCAAAAUGUGUGUUAGGACAUGGCUGUGAGGGAACAAUUGUAUACAGGGGUAAAUUUGACAACCGAGAUGUGGCAGUGAAGCGUUUGCUGCCGGAGUGCUUUACCUUUGCUGACAGAGAAGUGGAAUUACUCAGAGAGUCAGACCAACAUUCCAAUGUCAUCAGAUACUUCUGCAUGGAAGCAGAUAGCCAAUUCAGAUACAUAGCUUUAGAACUGUGUGUUGCUACAGUACAGGAUCUUAUAACAGGGAAGACACAAUAUACAUACAAAAUGGAUGCCAUUGAUAUCUUAUUUCAGGCCUUGUGUGGAAUCUCACAUCUACAUUCUCUUGAUAUUGUUCACAGAGAUGUGAAACCACACAAUGUAUUGCUGUCUCAGCCAGAUUCCAGAGGUCAGAUCAGGGUCAUGAUAUCCGACUUUGGUCUGUGUAAAAAACUGGCAGCUGGUAGGAUAUCAUUCUCACGCCGAUCUGGGGCAGCUGGCACCGAGGGCUGGAUAGCUCCCGAGAUGUUAGAUGAAGAACAGAGGACAACUUGUGCUGUAGAUAUAUUUUCAGUAGGAUGUGUAUUUUAUUAUGUCCUGACAAAAGGAAAACAUCCGUUUGGAGAUUCCUUAAGAAGGCAGGCAAACAUUUUAUCUGGAGAAUUUAAUUUGGAUAGUUUACCAAUGACAGAGGGAUAUGUCAGAAGGAAUCUCAUUGAGAAAAUGAUCAGUUUUGAUCCUACGCAAAGGCCUACAGCUAAGACAGUCCUCCAGCACCCAUUCUUCUGGACCAGGGAAAGACAACUCAUGUUCUUCCAGGAUGUGAGUGACAGAAUUGAAAAGGAGGCAGCAGACAGUGAAGUUGUUCAGCAGUUAGAACAUGGCGGUUUGGAGGUGGUCAAGUUUGACUGGAGACGACACAUCACAGAGGAACUACAAAAUGAUCUGAGAAAGUUUAGAACAUACAAAGGACAAAAUGUGAGAGAUCUACUAAGAGCCAUGAGGAAUAAAAAACACCAUUACCGCGAGCUCCCUGAGGAAGUGAAGAAUUCAUUAGGAGCUGUCCCAGACCAGUUUGUCUGUUAUUUCACGAUGCGUUUCCCCAAACUUCUCACUCACACAUACAACGCCAUGAUGUGCUGUAAACACGAGCGUGUCUUUAAUCAAUACUACAAUAUGGAGGAAUAGCGUAAUACGUCAUAUAUCACAGUGAUCUUUAACAACUAUAGAACACUAUAUUGUGAUGUUUUUGUUUUGAACUUGUGACAAUUGCUGUUGAAUCUACUCCCUUCACCAAACCAAAUUUUAGUUCAUUUUGAGGUUUAGAAAAUAUACUUUAACUUUCUUUUUGGUUUGUAUAUGUACAUUCCUUUGUUUAUGUUGUUUUUUUUUUAAUUUUUGUUGCUGGCAGGGCAUUUUACUACAUGUACUAUCUACUGCAUCGCCCAUUUCAUUUGUCCAUUUUUGCACCCUUAGAUUUUAGGACAUUUUAUGAAUCCCUUGUAUAGAGUUUUUAUUUUAUACUCAUUCAGUAAAAAAUCAUCGACAAUUUUUUGAAGAGUUCAUUUAACCAUUCUCACAUUUGAAUGUUGUGUACAUUUAGAUUUGUAUUGCCAGGAUGGUGAUAUUUCUUCAUCUUUUUUAUGAAAACAUUCACUUUACAUGAGGAGCUCUGUCUUUAAUAUUUCAAUUUGAUGAAAUGCAAAAUUCACAGUUUUUCUUAUUUUUGUACCAUGACAGGGUGCUACAGUAUACAUGUAUUAAAUAAAUGUUCAUAUUUCAUGCACAAGGAUCACAUGAUUCUAAACGUUGCAUUUUGAUUGGGUUAUGGAAAUGCCUUCUUGUUAUUGAUUACUGUUUUUAAAAAAAAUGAUGUGUAAAUAUGUACAUAUAUGUUAGAUGGUAUUUUUAUGAAAAUAGAUUUAUAUUCAUCUUAUGUAAAUUCAUAAUUAACUUCACUUUCUUGAGAUGAUGGUGCAUGUAAGAUCAGAGCUGUUGUUUCAAUCAUUUUGAUCUUGUACUUGAUUUGUGAUACUGGUACAUGAUUUUGUUGCUCUUUGAAACCUAGGACAUUGCUCAAGAUUUUACGGUACUUUGAUUUUUUAUUGCUUUUUGCAGUGGGGGGAAAAUGAGCAUACAGUUAACUCUGCAUGCAGGAUAUCUUUUAAAUUUAUAGCUUUAAAAACAUUCAAGGUACAGGUAGAUUUAUUCAGUUUAUUUACCAGAAACUGUCAUGUCUUAAAAAAUCACAAAUAUUUAUUCCAGAUAGAAUGUAGUUGUUAAAAGAAAAUUUUUUGAAUAUUAGUUCAGAAAGCUUGUAAAUAUUUUGCAAUAUUUUCCUAGUCUUACAUUCCGUCAAACAUUUUAAUAUAUAAUAAUUUAUUUCAUCUGCUUUUUUGUCUGUGCAAUGUGUAAUAAGUGUGCGAGUUGUUUAAGGAGGGGUGCGUGAUAACAAACUUCAAGAGAGAUAGUUGUGUGCAUUUUAAAUGUAGUAUUCUCUAGUUUAAAUUCUUGAUUUUAAGGAAGCUUGGUUGUCACCAAAUUACCCAACAGUUCCUCUCAAAAUAUUCAAUAUGAUUUUUCUGUAGCCAUAAAUUACAGUAUUAUUUAGUAAAGGGAAAAUAACUGUUUAAGCUAUAAUAUUUAAUGCAAUUUUUUUUAUUUUUCAUCUACACAAUGUCAAGGUUUACUGAUAUUCCUCUUCACAAACCCUUGUCAAAAGACAGUAUUUAAUUUGGGCUUGUGGUUACACAUGACACAAUGGUUAAUUAUAAACCAACCAAUGAGAAUAUUUCUUUUAAAUCUAUCAUUAUCAAGAGGUUCAAAGCCAUGGAACAUCUUUUGUGAUUGUAAGGAGGAGGGUCUUCCAAAAAUUAAUCUCUUGAAAUUUUGAGGUAACUAAUCACAAAUCCUACAAUAUUGGCAUUUUCCCAUGUCAAAGACAAGUCAUAUUUGUUUGCAAAACUUACAUACUAUAAAGGCUGUUUUUUGAUUGGUUCCCAGUCCUUGACGGGAACAAAUGAAAUAGUAGCUUUCCAGUCAGACUUUUAAAUUUGACAUUUAUCAAGAGUUUGUGUAGAGGAACGAAUAUAACAAAAACUUUGACAUUGUGAACAUCUAUAUUUUUAAACAGAGCUCUUCUUUCCCAAAAGGUUUAAACAGUCUUUAAAUGGCCUGCUGAUGAACACAAGCUGUCUUUUAAAACAUCAUUCAGAAUAUUUUGAUUUUUGAAUUUAUUCUCUGAAAGGUUUAUUGAAAAAAUUGCAAGUAUUCUCUGUAGAUAAGACUUGGUCUAAUUGUUCUCUGUUCCCUCUUUAUAUGUCCUCAACUUGAAUAAUUUAUAAAUUUCAUGGACGUACUCCACUUAUGUGCAGAUAGCAACAAUGAAGCCUGGUCUUGCUUAUUACAUGCAUUUAUGUUUGGUGUGUAUUAAUCAUAGCUGUCAUGUGGACAUAGUAUUUUACACAAAAAUCUCAUUUUGAAUUCAGUUUUUCAAGUUUGAACAUUGUUUUUAAUGUUCAUCCCAUACAUCAAUAUUUGUUGUGAAGAUUCUGAUUUUUAGGGCAGAAAUUUAAAAGAAGAGAAUGUGUGAAUUUUACUGUGAAUACAAAUAUAUAUUUGUAUGAAAAGAGAACUGUUGAGCACUGUUAUAAAUGUUGUUUAUAUAUAUUUUUUAAU
Saccostrea echinata is the source of this 5248-nucleotide messenger RNA. RefSeq names its product serine/threonine-protein kinase/endoribonuclease IRE1-like. NCBI's taxonomy places the organism in Eukaryota, Metazoa, Mollusca, Bivalvia, Ostreida, Ostreidae. Gene Ontology annotation, biological process: protein phosphorylation; IRE1-mediated unfolded protein response; mRNA processing. The transcript has 21 exons. Gene Ontology annotation, cellular component: IRE1-TRAF2-ASK1 complex. The record is from RefSeq and is a predicted model, not a curated record. The coding region runs from base 107 to 2758 and encodes 883 amino acids. Gene Ontology annotation, molecular function: ATP binding; RNA endonuclease activity; protein serine/threonine kinase activity.